AGGUGAGAGAAAAAGGCAAAAGCUUCCAUUUCCUUCCUUUUUAAUGCUCUUCUUCCGGGAGAGAAAGAACACUAACAUCUCUCCUUCUCAAAGUUGAAGGCAACCAUGGAGUUCCAAAAGAGCAAUAUAGACCAUGUGGUAGUAAGCAUAGACCAACCAAGCCCCAAACUCAACCAGUCACCCCAAGCAGACUCAAUCCCACAAUCACCACAGUCAAUAGCCAAACCGCUUAGACGCCUCAACUUUUCCAAACCCCGGUCACGGUUCGAGGAGAAUAAGCAUCCUGUGACACCAAGAACCAUUCUCCAAUCCGAAGAACACGAGCCCUUAAACACUAACGAAGACAACUACUCGUCCUCAUCAGAUGAUGAAGAAUGGUUCGAAAAUGAAGAAGACGACCAAGAAGAAGAGGGAAACAAACGCAAGCAAGGGAACAAAAGGAAGAGAAAGAUGAACAAGAGAGCUCUGAUAGAGUGGACUUUGUUUCUCAUAAUAAUGACUUGCUUGGUAUGUUCCCUGACUGUAGAUUCCCUUAAACACGAAAUGAAAUGGGGUUUGCAGGUAUGGAAAUGGUGCCUAAUGGUCUUGGUUAUGUUUUGUGGGCGCUUAGUCUCGGGUUGGGUUGUGGGGUUCAUUGUCUUUCUUAUAGAGAGAAACUUCAUGCUUAGAGAAAAAGUACUCUACUUUGUGUUUGGUCUGCGCAAGAGUUUCCAAAAUUGUGCUUGGCUAGCCCUAGUUUUAGUGGCUUGGGUGAUCAUGUUCCCUCAUGUCGACAAACAAAGCAAGGUUCUAAAAAAAGUGUUUCGAGCCCUCAUCGCCGUGCUGAUCGGCGCCACGAUUUGGUUGCUAAAGAUCGUUUUUGUCAAGGUGUUGGCCUCUUCAUUUCACGUAGCUACAUUCUUUGACCGUAUGAAAGAGAGUGUAUUCCACCACUUCAUUUUGGAUGCCCUGUCCGGGCCGCCAAUGGAUCUGGAGGAGAGGGACCACCUUUCGCAGCGUCGUUUGCAGGCUUCCAAGACAUUGCCGGCGAGGUUGAGGAGGGAUAAGUCUAGCCAGUUGACCAAGUCGAGGUCUUGUAAGCAAGAUGGGUCGAGGACGAUUGACAUGGAGAAGCUCAAGAAGUUGAGCAUGCCGGGUAGGGCAACGGCGUGGAGUGUGAAGAGGCUGGUGAGCUAUGUCAGGUCUUCAGGUUUGUCGACAAUGGUUUCAAGUACGAUGGAUGAUUUCGGCAAUACGGAAUCGGAGAUUACGAGUGAAUGGGAGGCGAGGAACAGUGCUCAAAGAAUAUUCAAGAAUGUUGCCAAGCCUGGUGCCAAAUACAUAGAAGAGGAAGAUUUACUACGGUUCUUGAAGACCGAUGAAAUUCACACCAUAUUCCCUCUCUUUGAAGGAGCAACUGAAACUGGUAGAAUAACAAAGGCUUCCUUCAGAAAUUGGGUGGUACAUGCCUACAUUGAGCGCAGAGCAUUGGCUCAUUCUUUGAAUGAUACCAAGACCGCUGUCCAACAACUUCACAAGCUGGCGAGUGCAGUUGUGAUUGUGAUUAUAACUGUGGUGAGCCUUUUGGUCAUGGGUUUGGCCACAACUAAGGUUAUCUUUGUGGUCACUUCUCAGUUGCUGCUCGUAGGCUUCAUGUUUCAAAACAUGUGCAAAACUAUGUUUGAGUCCAUCAUUUUUGUGUUUGUGAUGCACCCGUUCGAUGUCGGUGAUCGUUGCGUCGUCGAUGGCGUACAGAUGAUUGUGGAAGAGAUGAACAUAUUGACAACAGUUUUCUUAAGGUAUGAUAAUGAGAAAAUAUAUUACCCGAAUUCUGUGCUUCUUACAAAGCCUAUUAGCAAUUUCAGAAGAAGUCCAGACAUGGGUGACAGUGUUGAUUUCACCAUUGAUGUCUCUACUCCAGUUGACGAUGUUACUGCACUCAAGAAGGCUAUACAAUCAUAUAUUGAGAGCAAACCAAAGCAUUGGAACCCGAAACACUCGGUGAUAGUGAAGGACAUUGUAAAUGUGGACAAGAUGAAAAUGUUGCUAUGUGUUCAACAUACGAUGAACCAUCAAAACUAUGGGGAAAAGAGUGUUCGAAGAUCAGAGCUGGUGUUUGAAUUGAAGAGGAUAUUCCAAAACCUUGGCAUUAAGUACCAUCUUCUUCCUCAAGAAGUAAAUAUUCCACAAUUCAACAAAAGCACCGGGCUAAUUAAUCGCGAUUAAUUAAUUAGCAAUAAUACUUUUGUAGGGAUUGGUUUGAUAUAUUUUUCCAUAAUCGCUCAUCUUUCUUUUUCUUUUUUUCUUUUUUUUUCCUUCCAGUCAUGUAAAGUUAAUCCUUACUAAAGUAUGAACAAAGGAAACUAUUUUGGAUGUAGAGGCGCCUUAGAUGUCUCAAAU
Molecule: messenger RNA, 2379 nt
Organism: Rosa chinensis
Lineage: Eukaryota; Viridiplantae; Streptophyta; Magnoliopsida; Rosales; Rosaceae
Product: mechanosensitive ion channel protein 10
Exons: 5
Coding region: 106-2205 (699 amino acids)
Biological process (GO): transmembrane transport; detection of mechanical stimulus; monoatomic anion transport
Cellular component (GO): plasma membrane
Molecular function (GO): mechanosensitive monoatomic ion channel activity
Source: RefSeq, a predicted model, not a curated record